AUGCAAGUUAUUGAGCCACUAAAACCUACAAAAAGAGAACAUGCUGUGAGUAUUAAUGCUCAAAAUCCUCGAAGUUUCUUUGUAUCAGCAUUGAGUCAAUCUAGACCAAAAGAAAAGCCAUUGAGUGCAUACGAUAGGAGCUCUCAAAGCUCUCCUAUAAGGAAAAGUCCAUUUUCUUUUCCUUCACAUAAUUAUCCACCAAAUUAUAUCAAAGACGAAGAUGUUCCUGACCAAGGAACACGUUUCAUUGUAAAAGGAUACCAAGAUGUUACAUUUGUACUAAUUUGCGUAUCAAAGAGUGGUCAAUACGUUUUAUACAAUCUAAAUACAUCUUCUGUAGAAUGGAGAUAUCCUAGCGAGCUAAUAGAAAUUGGUGGCCCAAUAGAUUAUGGAUUAGUUGAAGAUUAA
Trichomonas vaginalis G3 is the source of this 408-nucleotide messenger RNA. RefSeq lists its product as uncharacterized. The coding region runs from base 1 to 408 and encodes 135 amino acids. NCBI's taxonomy places the organism in Eukaryota, Parabasalia, Trichomonadida, Trichomonadidae. The transcript has a single exon. The record is from RefSeq and is a predicted model, not a curated record.